AUGUUGGAGGCUUUGCGAGAAUGGACCCCAGCAGGAGAGCCAGUCAGGUGGCCUACGUGUCCUCUGAAUUCUGUUUUCGUUCAGCUAGAAGAGCAACAUCUACAGCAUCCUGUGCUCCGCAAACGCCGCGUUUAUCUUGCUGCCUCGUUCCUGGCUUCCGCGGGUACUCAAACCGUUCAAUUGGCAUCAGCACGUUGGAUCAGAUCGGCGUGUGCUUGCGGAUCGGGUCAGGCGCAAGCUGGAGAGUGCGCGGCCGGCGCUGUCGCCGGCGUGUGCGACGGUGCGACUGCAUGUGAGAAAGGUACCAUAUAG
Messenger RNA from Symbiodinium natans, 312 nucleotides. The record is from the annotation of a GenBank genome assembly. NCBI's taxonomy places the organism in Eukaryota, Dinophyceae, Suessiales, Symbiodiniaceae.